UGAAAAAUUAAACGGCGAAUAACCGGAAACUCUGAAAAACUUCACCUGGGCGUACUUUGAAACCAGAAUCCAGUCUACUUCGCAUAGAUUCUAAAUUGUGUUUAAAAGUUGUAUCAAUUCUGAAAGCUUCAGUAAUAUGGAUAUUGGGUUGAAUCCACACCAUCAGCAGAAUGUGGUCAGCUACCUCAGAUUUGCAAGGUUUAACAGAGGGCAGAGGAUAAGGAGUGUUGAAGCCUGUUUUGAAGACCUCAAAGAUAGCAGACUUGUUGAGGAUACCUACACACUAGAUGAGAUCACUGAGAUGCUGGAUGGCCUGUGUGCUGUUGUCCGGGGAGAAGUUGAGUCAGAGCUCAUCAACACUGCCCACACAAAUGUGCUUCUCCUGAGGCAACUCUUCAGCCAAGCAGAGAAGUGGCACCUUAAGUUGCAGGCAGAUAUCUCUGAGCUAGAAAACAGGGAACUUAUAGAGGAAAUAGCGAAAUUCGAGGAAAGAGAGUUUACGGCCUCCUCAAAAUCACAGAGCAAGCUUUCCAAGCUGUCACAAGUUUCUAAGCUGGAACCACUUAAUGAAGGUGGAGCUGUUCCUUUGUUGCAGACUGAGAUCAACAGACUGAAUGAUGAGAACACGAAGUUGAAGGGCCGCCUGAAGGACCUCGAAUCUAGGGCAACUGGGGUUCUAGGGGAGAAAAGUCAAUUGCUGGCGAAUCUAGAGAAGACACAGGCCGAGCUAAAGGCCAAGGGAAAUGUCAAGGCUCAUGGCAAGGAGCUGGCCCAAUUGGAAGAACAAAUGGCUAAAGUCAAGUUGGAAUUGAAAAAGUCACAAGAAAACACCUCCAACAUUGCCGCCUCUCUAGAUGGCGAUAUCGCCGACGCCAAGCAUGAGAUCCUUCGCCUUCGAGAAGAGCUUGAACAAGCGCAGCAGGAGCUGACGAAAAAGUUCAACGAGACAUCACAGUACAAGAACAUGAAGCAAAUGUUGACGUCCAAGAACGACCAGAUAAAAGAUUUACGCAGCAGACUGCGGAAGUACGAGCCGGACGCCUAACAAACUGGACACCGGACGCGGUUUUCUUCUUGCUGCUCUUGAUCUGAUUCGAGUUACUGUGGUUGAAUUUCACUGUUGUACUAUUUAAUUUGGAGACCACGUUUAAUGUCAUUAAAUGAGUAUUGAAGAGACAAGACAUUUGCUCAGCUACCAUGUUGUUUGGAAUGGGGAAUUUGGUUAAAGCUAUUGUGAGAACCAAGCUAUGACAUCAUGCAACAUAAUUUGUUGCAGUGCCUGUCGAGCACAUUUGUCGCUGCCACCAUCAUGAUGGUUGGCGAAUGCCAUGUGCAUUUUGGUUUAAGCUGUUCUAAAACCUAUUAUGUAAAACAUUUUUUAGCGUUUCAGGCACUGCUUCACUAUUUUGUUCUGACUUUAAUAUUGAUAUCAUUGUAGCCUUUUAAUCCCAUUCCAGAUGGUAGCACAGGGCCUCUUUUAAGUGCUUAAAAGCACUGUCUGUGAUUAAUGGUAUCUCUGAAUGGUAGCACAGGGCCCCUUAAGCACUGUCUGUGAUUAAUGGUAUCUCUGAAUGGUAGCACAGGGACUCUUAAGCACUGUCUGUGAUUAAUGGUAUCUCUGACGCAGUUCGUUUCAGCCAAACCUAUCGUGGCGAAGUUUUACAUAGAUUUGAUGUUAUUGUUAAAUAUGGGUUUGAAAAAUUACAAUAUGUACAAUGA
Messenger RNA from Nematostella vectensis (starlet sea anemone), 1719 nucleotides. RefSeq names its product leucine zipper transcription factor-like protein 1. The coding region runs from base 137 to 1045 and encodes 302 amino acids. Gene Ontology annotation, cellular component: cytoplasm. The transcript is spliced from 12 exons. The record is from RefSeq and is a predicted model, not a curated record. Gene Ontology annotation, biological process: negative regulation of protein localization to cilium. Lineage: Eukaryota; Metazoa; Cnidaria; Anthozoa; Actiniaria; Edwardsiidae.